This is a messenger RNA of Erigeron canadensis, 896 nucleotides long. RefSeq lists its product as uncharacterized. The record is from RefSeq and is a predicted model, not a curated record. The transcript is spliced from 2 exons. NCBI's taxonomy places the organism in Eukaryota, Viridiplantae, Streptophyta, Magnoliopsida, Asterales, Asteraceae. Bases 80 to 715 code for a protein of 211 amino acids.
AAAGCUCUUUUAGAUCAUGUACCUGCUCCCACUACUUCUACUGGACUAAAACAAAACACAUAACCACAAACACUGAGAUAUGAAGUUACUCUCGCUAGCAACUUGGUUACUUGUUUUCCUUUUGGACAUACCAAAUCAUGUAGCCAUUUACCAUAAAACUGAACCAUGGCUAAAUGCACCAAAAGGACCUGUACCCAUACCCACGCCAUGGCCCGAACAAUUCCACGCCCUUCUAUUCAUGAACUUAACUUCAACCCAUCUCCAACUAAGCGACCUUUGGUACGACUGGCCCAAAGGUCGCAACGUUAACAUUUUUCAAAAACAACUUAGUAUAUUACUAUAUGACAUUGAGUGGAACAAUGGCACGUCUUUUUACUACACGCUUGGGGAAGACGGUGAAUGUCAAAUGGUGGAUUUUGGUGUGGGGAUACCUCGGCCCGACUUUCUUACAGAUGGUGCACAUUAUUUAGGAAGGGUGGUGACCGAUGGUUUCUUGUGUGAUGUGUGGGAGAAAGUGGACUUCAUUUGGUACUAUGAAGAUGUCAUUACCAAAAGACCGGUUCGUUGGGACUUUUAUGAUGGGAUUUCUACUCAUGUGAUGACUUUUGAGAUUGGAGCUGUGUUGCCAGAUUCGAUAGUGCAAGCACCAGCGUACUGUUUCUCAGAGGCCGUGGAUGGAAAAAGGUCUUCUACCCAUAAUAUGAAUGUAGUUUGAAUCUUUUGUUGACAAAUCUUUGAGUAUUUCACUAUGUCUGUGUUAUUGCGGCUUCGUAUCCCUAUUCCUAAAUCCUAAUACACAAAGCUUGUUUAAUAAGAACAAAGUUAAGUCGCUGUAUUGUUUUAGGCAAAUUGCUAACUACAUUAGCUCACAUGAAGUGGUUCAAUUUCUUUCCAAA